Molecule: messenger RNA, 927 nt
Organism: Ectocarpus sp. CCAP 1310/34
Lineage: Eukaryota; Phaeophyceae; Ectocarpales; Ectocarpaceae
Source: the annotation of a GenBank genome assembly
AUAGCCUACCAGCUGCCCCCCACUGCAGCAGCUCAGGCAGCUGUACAGCAAUAGGCCAUCAUAGCUCGCGAGACACACAGCUCCAACGGAUGCCUUACGCCGCGGGCUCCCGCUGCCUGGCAACGCCGGACCACACACCCAGCCCCCCUCUGUUUACGAACCACCCAUGCCGUGUCUACGGAGGCUACCUUCAUGGACUGUGCGGUGUGCAUGACCCGCUUGGCGACAACGAGAUGCGCAGUGUUUGCCACGGAUGUGUCAACUCGUGUAACCGCAAUCAAGCACAGACUCGACUGCUGGGGCUGCAUCCUCGAAGCGCCCCUGCCCGGACGGGCGGGCAACGGGGAAGGAGAAGCGAGCGGGUGCACUGGGCAGCUUGAAACCCGUUGGCAACACCGCACGUAGGAAAGUUCGUGGCGCCGAAAACCGCAAACGACCGACGCUCGAAGACAAGGUUCGGGCGCUCGACCUUUUGAAGAGCAUGAGCGGCGUAGCAAUCGCGAAGGAUAUGGAGAUCGGGGUGAGCACCUUGUACGGGUGGAGAGCUAAGGAAGCAGACAUCAGACAACAGGCAGCAGUCUCCAUGCCCGGCGCCAAGUCUACGAAGGGGGCUGAGUUUGUGUGGAGCAAGCAGUCAUGGAAAUGUUGGUGCAGGCGAGGGCACUGAGAAUGCCUGUCAACCGGGACGCGAUCCAGGCAUUCGGGCGCAAAGCUCGUCGUGCUCUCGAGAACGCAGCAUCUACGGACGCCGAGCGUGUGCAGUACAGCGGCUUCAACGCGUCCGAGGGGUGGGUAAAGAGAGCUCANUGCCAAGGGCAACAACCUGCACUCCCGUACACUUCACGGGGAAGCAGGCAGCGUCGACGACGAAGCCAUCGCCGAUCGCCUCAGAGUACUCCGCGAGACGUGCGCUCAGUAUGCCCCAGA